Molecule: messenger RNA, 1167 nt
Organism: Peronospora farinosa
Lineage: Eukaryota; Oomycota; Peronosporomycetes; Peronosporales; Peronosporaceae
Source: the annotation of a GenBank genome assembly
AUGCUCGGCAUUGAAUUAAAGCUCAGCGAUACGUCCGUGUCCUCUCUCUGUAGCUCGCUCAAUGAGUUUCUGAGUCGCGAAUACGCGUCUGAUAUGGACUCAAGAGAGACACAGAUGCAUCAAAAGGCGCUAAGUCAAUUCAAACAGCUCAAGACCGACGUAGAUCUCGUGCGUACGCCCUCUGCUAUCUCUCGUCAUGUGUUGCUGCGUUAUUUUGCGCAAUUGGACAAGAUGACGCAGCGUUUUCCAUGCAAUGGUGAUGCAUCCUCUACACGGACGCCGUUGCAGCUUCAAUUUACGUGGACCGACUCGUUUUGUCCGCGGAAAAAGAGCACACAAGCAGGAAUUUCCUUUGAAAAAGCAGCCGUUAUGUUCAAUAUAGGGGCUUUAGAGAGUCAAUUAGGUGUCCAGACAGACCGUAGUACGGUUGAGGGACUUGAAGUAGCCUGUCAUCACUUUAUGAGAGCCGCCGGAGCUUUCAAAGAAGUGAAAGACAAGAUUAUCGAACAGACAUUAGGUAUUCGAACACCUGACAUGAGUGCUGAAGGACUAGGAUUGCUUACGUACUUGAUGCUGGCUCAAGCUCAGACGUGUUUCUAUGAAAAAGCUAUCAAAGUCCAAAUGAAGGACACGAUGAAAGCGAUGCUCGUGCAACAAGCACUGGACGAUUACGUCUCAGCACUGGAGUUCUGUCGCUCAUCGGCUUUGGCAGGAGCGAUUGACACGUCGUGGGGAGCACAUUUGCAGUUCCAAGUGCAUUGCAUGCGCGCGGCUACGCAAUAUUGGCAAGGAAUGGCGUCCAAAGCAAUAGCCCUCGAUGAGGGAGAAGGGUACGGUGAGGAGAUCGCGAGGCUUGUUGCCGCGGAUGCGGAAUGCAAUGAGGCAUUCAAAGUAGUGACACAGAUUAAAUUGCCCUCGUCGUUAUAUCAGCUUGCACAAGCGUUACAGCGCAGGGUGCAGAAACAUCUUGAUGUGGCGAAGUACAACAAUGCCAGCGUUUAUUUGGAGAACGUGCCAAAAUUUUCCGAACUAAUAGCGGUAGAAAAAGCUGCAAUGGUCAGACCGUUCACAUUGCAUGAGUUGCAGCAAGAACUUAUAGACGUUGAUCUGUUUAAGCAGUUUGUGCCGCUUAUCCGGGCUGGUGAUGUGAAACAAGAAAUUAAGUGA